Anopheles moucheti is the source of this 1153-nucleotide messenger RNA. RefSeq names its product nucleosome assembly protein 1-like 1. NCBI's taxonomy places the organism in Eukaryota, Metazoa, Arthropoda, Insecta, Diptera, Culicidae. The transcript has a single exon. Gene Ontology annotation, biological process: nucleosome assembly. Gene Ontology annotation, cellular component: nucleus; chromatin. The record is from RefSeq and is a predicted model, not a curated record. Bases 1 to 1026 code for a protein of 341 amino acids. Gene Ontology annotation, molecular function: histone binding; chromatin binding.
AUGGCCGAUCACGUAACGCACGAAACAGCGGCAAGUUCCCCAUCGGUUCCAUCGCCCACGAGCGAACCGUCAGCGGGGAAAACUGAAGCCUCCCUAUUGCAUCAAAUAGCUAUCAUCGAGAAGCGCAUCAAGGAGAUUGAAUUGGAGCAAACGGCCACGGCGAAUCCGCUUCCGCCCAACAUUCAGGCCAAACUGUACGCGUUGCGCAAGAUCCAGCUGGAUAUCGUCGACCGGGAGGUGCAGUUCCACUACAAGGCACACGCGAUGGAGGUCGAAUACCAGUCGGUGUUUAAUGAAUGUCACGAAAAGGUUGCUCGGAUCAUCAAUGGGGACGAUGUGCCCGAGCUGCUGGAAUCGAAUCCCGCCCCGAACGAUGUGGCCGAUCAACCGAAAGGGAUACCGGAGUUUUGGUUGACCGUGCUGAAAGCCAGCUUUCUCGAACACAUGAUUCAGCCGACGGAUGAACCGGUGCUGAAAGAGCUGCAGGAUGUACGUGUCCACCUCGUGAACGAACCGGAGGCCGGAUUUGAGCUAGAGUUUUACUUCGCCAGUAACGAUUACUUCACGAACGAGGUGCUCACCAAGCAGUACUUUUUGCGCUGCGCUCCGAAUCCGGAUGCACCGGCCAAGUUUAACGGGUUCGAAAUCUACAACUGCAAAGGCUGCACCAUCGACUGGAAGCCGGAUCACAAUCUGACGGUGACGCCGGGGAAUUCAUUCUUCGAUUUUUUCGCACCCGAAAUGUUGAUCAAUGCCGACUACGAUGCGGACUUUAACGAAGCUGUACUGGAGUGUGAUUUCCAGUACGGGUACCACAUCAAGGAGACGAUAAUUCCCAGGUCGGUGUUUCUGUUUCUCAAGGAAAGCACCCAUCUUGGACAAAGCUGCUGCUGUAGUCGAUGUGUUUACUUCGAAUGUCUCGAUGAUUUAAUGGCCAAUUCGUCUCUUAAUGUGGCGAACGACGGAGAAGGGUCAAACCAUGAAUCAAGCACUGGGGCAGAUGUUGAUGCGCCACUGGACGAUUGAGUACUAGUGUGUCGUGGUGCAUUUUUAACAGAGGAUAUCUUGAGUUUCUUGAGAGCAAAUUUUAUGUAAAAAUUAAAAACAUUUAUAUGAAUAUUUUCAGAUGUAUCAAAUAUAUUUAGUUAUUUAA